AAAAAACAACACACACACACACACACAACACCGAGCGCACGCGACGCAAUCAAUCGCCGAGUGGCGUUGUCGCCCGCACGGCGGCUGAGGCAGAGGCCGAACAAAAUGGAUCCUAACCGGAUCAUACAGGCGCUUAAAGGCACCAUCGACCCCAACCUCAGGAUCGCGGCAGAAACCGAGCUCAAUCAGUCUUACAAGAUCAUAAACUUUGCUCCCACGUUACUUCAAAUCAUUGUAUCUGAUCAGGUUGAAUUUCCAGUUAGACAAGCCGCGGCAAUCUACAUGAAGAAUAUGGUGACACAGUACUGGCCAGAUCGUGAAGCUCCUCCUGGGGAAGCUAUGUUGCCUUUCAACAUACAUGAAAAUGAUCGACAGAAAAUUCGUGACAACAUUGUGGAGGGGAUUAUUCAGUCGCCUGAUUUAAUCAGGACUCAGCUGGCUGUGUGUCUUCGUGCCAUAAUCAAAUACGACUUUCCUGGACGUUGGACGGCUGUGGUGGACAAAAUCGGCUUUUUCCUGCAAUCUCCAAAUAAUGGAAGCUGGCUUGGCAGCCUGAUGUGUCUGUACCAGCUGGUCAGGACCUAUGAGUUCAAGAAGGCAGAGGAGCGAGAUCCUCUGAUAGCAGCGAUGCAAAUAUUUUUACCACGGAUUCAGCAGAAAAUUAUUCAACUUUUGCCUGACUCAACCCAAUUUUCAGUGUUGAUCCAGAAACAGAUCCUUAAAAUCUUCUAUGCCCUUGUUCAGUAUGCACUACCACUGCAACUGGUAAAUAAACAAACCAUGACUCAAUGGAUGGAAAUAUUUAGGACAAUUAUUGACCGUGAUGUACCUCCUGAAACCUUGCAAGUGGAUGAAGAUGACCGGCCUGAACUGGUAUGGUGGAAAUGUAAGAAGUGGGCUUUGCACUUGGUUACAAGACUUUUUGAAAGGUAUGGAAGUCCUGGAAAUGUAACAAAAGAGUACACUGAGUUUUCAGAAUUCUUCUUUACAACAUAUGCUGUAGGCAUUCAGCAGGUUUUGCUGAAAUUGGUGGAUCAGCACCGUCAGAAACAAUAUGUUGCGCCUCGUGUGCUGCAACAAAUCCUUAACUAUCUGAACCAAGGUGUUAGUCACUCUCUCACAUGGAAACAAAUAAAGCCUCACAUUCAGAGCAUUUCUGAAGAAGUGGUCUUCCCUCUGAUGUGUUACAAAGAUGAAGAUGAGGAGCUCUGGCAGGAGGAUCCAUACGAGUACAUUCGGAUGAAAUUUGAUGUCUUUGAGGACCAUGUCUCUCCAACCACUGCAGCUCAGAAUUUCCUUUACACUGCAGCCAAGAAGAGAAAGGAGGUUUUGCCAAAAAUGAUGAGCUUUUGUUACCAGAUCUUGACAAACCCAAGUGGAGAUCCUCGCAAGAAGGAUGGAGCACUACAUGUAAUUGGAUCCCUUGCAGAUAUUCUGCUAAAAAAAAAUAUAUACAAGGGACAAAUGGAAUUGAUGCUUCAGAACUAUGUAUUUCCACUCUUUAACUCUGAUUUGGGCUAUCUCCGAGCGAGGGCAUGUUGGGUUCUUCAUUCAUUUUGCAAACUAAAGUUCACAAAUGACCUCAACUUAAGAAAUGCAGUUGAGUUGGUGAAGAAGAGUUUAAUUGAAGAUAAAGAGAUGCCAGUCAAAGUUGAAGCUGCCAUAGCUCUUCAGUCAUAUAUAAGUAAUCAAGAUCAUGCUAAACAGUAUAUAAAGCCAUCAGUUCGACCAGUGAUGCAGGAGCUGCUCCAUGUGGUCCGUGAAACUGAGAAUGAUGAUCUCACUAAUGUCAUUCAGAAGAUGAUAUGUGAAUACAGUGAGGAGAUGACUACAAUUGCUGUUGAUAUGACACAACAUUUGGCAAUGACAUUCAGCAAAGUCCUUCAAAGUGAUGCUUAUGAAGAAGUUGAGGACAAAACUGUAAUGGCAAUGGGCAUCCUAAACACGAUAGACACCAUUUUGACUGUAGUGGAAGAUCACAAGGAGAUUACACAGCAGCUCGAGGGGAUCUGUUUGCAGGUCAUUGGACUAGUACUUCAGAAACAUGUAAUAGAAUUCUAUGAAGAGGUGUUGUCUCUAGCAUACAGUUUAACGUGCCAAGUAAUCUCUCCUAAUAUGUGGCAACUUCUAGGUGUUCUUUAUGAAGUUCUUCAGCAAGACUGCUUUGAGUACUUUACAGACAUGAUGCCUCUCUUGCAUAAUUAUGUUACUGUAGACACAGAUGCUUUUCUGUUUAAUCCUAAAAAUGUAGAGAUCAUAUAUAACUUGUGUAAAAAGGUCCUGACAGGGGAUGCAGGAGAAGAUGCAGAGUGCCAUGCUGCAAAGCUGCUUGAAGUGAUCAUCCUUCAGUGUCAGGGAAAAGGCAUUGAUCAGUGUAUUCCCUUGUUCGUUGAAGCAGUCCUGGAACGAUUAACGCGUGGAGUUAAAACAAGCGAACUUCGGACUAUGUGUCUCCAGGUGGCCAUUGCAGCACUUUAUUACAGCCCCAUGCUGCUUGUGAAUACCUUGGAAAACAUUCGCUUUUCGCACAGUGCAGAGCCAAUCACAGCACAGUUUAUUAAUCAGUGGAUGAAUGACACAGAUUGUUUUCUUGGGCUUCAUGAUCGGAAAGUCUGUAUUAUUGGUCUAAGCACGCUAAUGGAAAUGCAAAACCGACCUGAAGCAGUGGACGCUGUGGCUGCUCAAAUUCUGCCCUCAUUACUACUCCUAUUUCUUGGCCUCAAGCGAGCCUAUGCAAGCAAAGUUACCAAUGAGCAGAACGAGAAUGGUGAAGAGGAAAAUGAGGAUGCUGAAGAAAAUGAAGAGAUUCCGAGUGAUGAAGAUGACAUUCACGAGGCAGGUCAGCAAUACCUGGAUAUGCUGGAGCAACAGGCAGAGGAAGAUGAUGAUGACGAUGAUGAUGAAUGGGAUGAAGAUGGGUUAGAAGAAACUGCUCUGGAAGGUUUCUCGACACCUUUAGAUGAAGAUAGCAAUGUUGAUGAAUAUCAGAUUUUUACAUCUGCUCUAUUAAGAAUACAAAGUGUGGAUGCUGCCUGGUACCAAACUCUCACUGCCCCUUUGAGUGAGGACCAGAAGAAACAGUUGCAGGAGAUCUUCACACUGACGGAACAGAGGAAAAAUGCAGCAGAAUCCAAGAAAAUUGAAGGACAAGGUGGCUACAAGUUUGACAUGACUACACCAGUCCCAACAAUGUUCAGUUUUGGAGCAACUCCAGGGGGCAACUGAACAUGGCAUUUUCUUAAAAUUCAGGGCAUCAUGGAGAAAGAUCUUUCAUCCAUCAUUAUGGAAGCUGUUGAGAGACCUUUGGGAUUCGAGUCGAACUCUUCCAGCGCUGGAUCUCCACUUGAUUAUCAUUUGAGAGUUUUGUCAGUUUCUUUACUUUUCUCUCAAACUGAGUGAAAAUCAUCUGCCCUCCCCCCUUUGCAGGCAGUAUGGAGAAAGGUUUGGUUGGCCACCACCUCUCAGGUUCCCAAUACACAAGCAUUUGACGGGUUAAUACAGAUACAUAGUGCCUUCUGUCGCACGUCGAUUGCCUCAGAUUUUAGGUUGGAAAGAAGUAGCAUGAUUUUAAAGAAAAGUAACCAUUUUUUAAAAUAUUUACCAGAGAUUUAAAACAAAAUCUGUUUAUUCCAGCUCUGCUAUUUUUAAAUUUCUGUGUGGUAACUAUUUUAACAUUUAAAAUAUUUAUCCUUCGUAUAAACCUCUAGGUUUCUGUGGUUUAUGAUGGCAGUGGUAGCCUAAAAUUAAAGAAAUUACAACUUCAUAAAAGUGGAAAUUCACAACUCAGACUUGGAUGACACUAACAAUUCCUUUUAUCUGAAAGGGGAGGCAGAUUUUAGUCACUGUGCACAGUGGAAAAUUAUCAAUUUUCUGGCAGUAUGUUUAACUAUUGAAUAAAAUUCAGGAGAACUUUAGAUUUUAGGAUGCAAAUUAUUUUCUUGUUUAUGUUAUAUAAAGUAUCAAAUGAAUGCCCAACCAGGUAAAACAGUUGUCACCACUGGUUACUGUACUUUUACAUCAGUUCUUUGAGAGAGCUUGUGAUCUUUCAUUCUCAGCUAUUAGAUGCCUCAAUAAAGCCUUUGGUUGAGCACAUAUUUGUCCAAAUGCAUUUUGUUUUGAAACUUAGUGACCAUUGAUAUGGUGCAUGUCAUUGUGAAGCUUCAAGUAAGCAAAGAGAAAGGAAACAUUAACUCUCUUUCUUCAACCAUAGACGCUGCCUGACCUGAUUCUUUCCAGAAUUUUUUGUUUUUAUUUUAAGAAUCUGAAGUCUGUUGUAUACAGUAUGAAGGAAAUUGCCAAUGGAAUAAUUACACAUGAAUUUGUGUAGUUAUGAUAGAUUAGUUCCAGAUCUUAAAGGUGAUGGAAUAAUUUCAAAAUAAAUUUUCUUCCAACAUUUUAGAAAGUAAUCAACAAAUGGUUAAACUCAAACUCCAGUAAAUCCGAUUUCUCAAGAUCAGAAGUAUUCAACAAAGGUGAAAAUCAAGGAAGUAUGUGAUGAGAAGUCAGAAUACAAUGGGCUGUCACAUAUAGUGGUUUCAUACGUAUGCUGAUCCUGAAAAUAAUUACCCCAUUAAAGUAUUCAUGAAAGUAUCCAAGCUGAAACCUUGUACUUUGUGGGUUAUUCAAUUUAGUUAAGACAAAUCAGACUUGAUGCAGUGAAGCAAAUUUGCUUUACUUUGCCUGUUGACAUUAAUAUCCACCUUGAGCUAAGCAUCAUUUAGAAAGUAUUAAAUCACAAAUCUUCAGAGUUAUUGAUGCAGCAUUUUUGUCUUUCAAAUUAUUCAAAGCCUGGGUUGAUUUACAUUGUCUCCCAUUAAACUCAAACAAUGUAUUAUGGAAUGCUGCCAUAUAUGUUUUCCUUCCAUUUUAUGUCUUUUAUAAUGAAACAGCAAUUUCUGUUGUACUUGUACAGUGCUUAUUUGUAUUUCUACUUCCUGGUUUCUUGAAAUUUCACCAAAGUUUUAAGAAAAGUUCAUCUUGGUUUCUGGUUAAGUGUGUGUCGGGUGAUCUGUGGUUGGCACUACGAAUGGGUCUAGAGAUCAUUUUGGUUUUGCUUCUGGAUUUAGAGAAGGGGUGAAUUGGCAGGCAAGUGAAAAAGAGCAUCUUACAGGGGAAAAAUGGGACUGGUUGGAUAGUUCUGAGACCAUAAACUUGAUGGGCUUAAUGGCCUCUUUCUGCUUCAUAGGAAAAUAUGAAAAUAAAGAGAAUUGAGGAUUGAAGAGAAAAUAGCCUUGUUGAUCUGUGCUAACAGAGAUCAAUUGACAGUAUAAAAGAAAAGCAAAAUAGAAGGGACUAGGUAGAGUGAAAUUAUAGGUAAUGUUCCUGAAAUUGAAUUGAACAUAACUAAACAUGAAACAUGUAAUUAUCAGAGAUGGAUAAUAAAUUAUCACAGCUGCUCAUUUUCUUCUUAUGUAAUUAAUACACUCCUGUGAGACUUUCAUUGACUGAUGCACUUCCUUAAAUGUUCAAAAUGUUGGCUCCCAAAGACUUCUGUAUGAGGUGUGUAUGUAGUUGUCAAUGGCCAAAAGUGCUUAUCGAGAAUUCACUAUUCUUGAUUUGUAUUACUGACCUGUCAUGACCUGUCACAUUAUUUAAGUGAAUGGCCUAACAGUGGAUUACUCAGUAGCAGCUAUUAAAGAAACCAAUUUUGAAUGUCAAAACAUAA
Messenger RNA from Hypanus sabinus (Atlantic stingray), 5665 nucleotides. RefSeq names its product importin 8 (gene ipo8). Bases 106 to 3225 code for a protein of 1039 amino acids. Lineage: Eukaryota; Metazoa; Chordata; Chondrichthyes; Myliobatiformes; Dasyatidae. Gene Ontology annotation, cellular component: nuclear envelope; cytosol. Gene Ontology annotation, molecular function: small GTPase binding. The transcript has 25 exons. The record is from RefSeq and is a predicted model, not a curated record. Gene Ontology annotation, biological process: protein import into nucleus.